GUUUAGGUGGGUCCAUGCCUUAGAUGCCUUCAUCACUGAGGUUCAUCCACAUGUAAUCCAAACUCCUAACCAUCCUAUCUAAAAGCUUAUCAAAAUUUCCCUGAAAAUUAUUUUCUCUUUAUUUAACAACUAAUAAUCAGCAUUUAAUUUGACAUUGCUCGAUUUUUCAAGUAUAAUCGUUCGUUUUCAAUGCCAGGAACUAUCCAUGUAUCGGUACUUGAAUUGGUGGGACUACCAUCUCCACCACAAUCUUCAUCCAUGGGUGUAAAGGUUUCUAUGGGAAAACAGGCACAUGAAAUGCAAGACAAUAAAGAAACUUCUUUUGCAUUAGCUUCUCUUCGGGACAAAUUGAAUGUGUCGAUACGUGACUCUGAAGGGAGUGAAAUAGCACAUACAGAUGUUGAAACUAGGUCCAUUGUCGAAAAAGGUACUUGGGAUGAUCUAUUCCCACUUAAAGACGGGGGGCAUAUCCGCAUGAGACUGCAUUUUAUCCUUACAGAAAAUGAGCUGAACCGGAUCCGUAGUAUGAGAGAAUCUGCAGCUCGGAAAAAGCAGGUGCAUCUUCAGAAGAAGAGUCAUAGUAGCUCAGAUUUAGCAGUUGCUUCUGGUGGUAGCCCUGCAUCUUCACAAGAUUCACUCAAGUCUCAGCAUCAGACUCAGGAAAGAAGUGUGGAACCAUCUGACGACCAAGCUAAAAUAAUAUUCACAGAUUCCAAUGAUGAAGUUUUGAACAAAGCUCAACCUGGUCAGAAGAAACAAGCCUUUUCCACCUCCAAAUCAACUGGGGCAUUGGAUAAGUUGCCGGCUUAUCAACAGCUGAAGGAAAGAAUUCAAGGACAUAACGUGGAGCAGCAGAGUCGGUCGAAUAAAAAACCUACCAAUGUAAGGAAUUUGAUGCUUGCUAUUGAAAGUAGUCCAGUGAAGGCAACAACUCAAUAUAGCGGUAGUACUAUGGUGGAUAUUCCUUCCAAAGUGCCAAUCUUAAAGAAGAUGGUUACUGUCAAUACUGAACCAGAUUUGUCCAAAUUAGAUUCAGCACCAGCUUCUGUAGCUCAAGAUCGGGAAGAGAUAGAAAAAGAAAGAAGGGAAACAUCACCUGAUACUAAUAAAUCAAAGAAAAUGGUUCAAUCAAGCAGUGAUACUACAUCGUAUAUUCCUGCCAAAGUGACAAACUUAAAGAAGGUUGUUAUCAAUACUGAACCAGUUGUCUCGAACUUAGAAUCAGCACCAGCUCUUUCAACUCAGGAAAAAGUAGGUGAAGAAAGAAGGGAAAGAUUACCUGUUACUGAUGAAACAAAGGAAUUGGGUCGAUUAAGGAGUAGUACUAGAGUGGAUAACCCUUUCAAAGUGCCAAUCUUAAAGAAGACAUCUUUUGCUAAUACUAAACCAGUUUUGUCCAAAUUUUUAACUGCAUCAGCUACUUCGACUACAGGGGAAAUAGGGAAAGAAAGAGGGAAAUUGUUUCCUGUUACAGAUAAAACAAAGGAAACAGAUAGGUCCAGCAGAAAUACAAUUGUGGAUACUCCUAAAGAACUAAUCUUAAAGAAGGCAGUUGCUGUAACUUCCAAAGCAGCUCCUAGUACUUCGACUCCAGAGGAGAUAGGAAAAGAGAAGUUGUUUCCCAGUAAAAAUAAAACUAAGGAAACAGGUCAGUUAAGCAGUAAUACGAGAGUGCAUACUCCCAUUAAAAUGCCAGUCUUAAAGAAGAUAGUUGCUUUGAGUUCCAAAACAGAUAUGUCCAAUUCAGAAUCAGCAUCAGCUUCUUCUACUUCAGAGAAAAUGGGGAAAGGAAGAGAGAAAGAUAAGGACUACGGAUCAACUCAUCUAGAGAUUUCAGAUGAGUAUAGCAUAUCUAAUACCCAACCUACAAGUGAAGAGAGUAGAGAGAAGAAAAAAGCUAUGAAAAAGUUGCAUUCAUCACCUAUUUCUGAAAAAAGUAUAUUUUCGUUGAAGACACUUCUUGAAGCACUACCGAGAAGAAAGCAGUAUUCUACUGAUUUGUUCCAUCAAAAGUAUGGAUAUACUACCAAUGACACUUUAGUUAUUGAUAAGAAAUGGAGAAGCAAGCAAUGGAAAUCUUCUCAAUGUAGAGCAUCUAAAUUGUUUGAUGGGAAUGAGCAUUGCUCAAUUGAUAGCUUACGCGGCUGGAUAUUUUUGGAUGAAAUGAUACGCUCAUGUGUUUUAAGUGAUGACAGUCCACUUCUGAAUGUUCCUGAAGAUUGUCUUUCCAAUUGCAGUCAAGAUAAUGAUCAAGAAAAGUUCACAGAUACUGGCCUCACCGAAAGAAAAAGUGAGAAAAGAUCUACUGGAUCAAAAAAUUUGGAGUCCAACGGACGGCCUGACAACAUAUCUUUUACUGGACCAGGCGGGCAGGUAAUGAAGAUCGCGAUCAUGGCAGGCUUUGGCCUCCUUGUAUUCCUCACAAGACAGGGAAAAUAAGAGGUCUUACAUUUGUAUUCGUUCAAAAGAUAAUACAGCCAAUGGGUAAUUUUGCGACCAGCUUAGGAUGCGCUUAACAUACAAAUACCCUGUAAAUCGACAUGUAUGUAAAAGUAUAUCAAACUGCAUUGUGCUAAUGUAAUUUCUAGUAUUGUAUUUAUUCAUCUUGCUGCAGACUCUUUUCAGAGUUUCAGGAAACCAUAUUCUCAGAUAAAAGGGAGAUAAUUGUUUUUUC
Molecule: messenger RNA, 2674 nt
Organism: Chenopodium quinoa (quinoa)
Lineage: Eukaryota; Viridiplantae; Streptophyta; Magnoliopsida; Caryophyllales; Amaranthaceae
Exons: 12
Coding region: 190-2439 (749 amino acids)
Source: RefSeq, a predicted model, not a curated record